Messenger RNA from Nycticebus coucang (slow loris), 2074 nucleotides. RefSeq names its product NOP53 ribosome biogenesis factor (gene NOP53). Gene Ontology annotation, cellular component: nucleolus. NCBI's taxonomy places the organism in Eukaryota, Metazoa, Chordata, Mammalia, Primates, Lorisidae. The record is from RefSeq and is a predicted model, not a curated record. The coding region runs from base 376 to 1812 and encodes 478 amino acids. Gene Ontology annotation, biological process: rRNA processing; ribosomal large subunit assembly. The transcript has 12 exons. Gene Ontology annotation, molecular function: 5S rRNA binding.
ACCCCACACACUCUACUUGAAGGACAGGGCGAGGCUCUGUCUCAAAAGGAAAAAAAAAAAGAUUAAAAAAUAAUCAGAUUGCGCAAAGACCGAGGAGGCAAGGAAAGGUGUUUUGCUUAGGUGAGAUCCAAGAACUUACAACCUCAGUCCCCACCGCCCUGCCGCUUAGCGCAAGGAAUCAGCAGACCUUGGAAAGUUGAACGGAGGGAGGAGCCAUUAAUCCUUAGCCAAGAUGGCAGCCUCCUUGCCUCUUCGCCACUAUACCAAGAUGGCUAUCACAGGAAGUACGUCACGAGAGAGGCUGGGAGAUCUGCGCGCGCACGCCUCAAACGGUCUUUUUAAAGGCACCAGCGGCAGAUUUCUUCCUCUGACAAGAUGGCGGCGGGGGGCAGCGGCGGCGGUGGUAGGCCCGGCUCGAAAAGUAAUGCAGAUUCCGGCUUUCUGGGACUGCGGCCUACUUCGGUGGACCCGGCGCUAAGGCGGAGGCGGCGAGGCCCGAGAAAUAAGAAGCGGGGUUGGCGGCGGCUGGCUCAGGAGCCCCUGGGGCUGGAAGUUGAUCAGUUCCUAGAGGACGUGCGGUUGCAGGAACGCACAAGCGGAGGUUUGUUGUCAGAGGCCCCUGAUGAUAAACUCUUCUUCGUGGACACUGGCUUCAAGGAAAAAGAACUGAAAAAGAAGAGGACCAAAGUCCAGAAGAAGUCUCUGCUUCUCAAGAAACCUCUUCGGAUUGAUCUCAUCCUUGAGAACACAUCUAAGAUCCCUGCCCCCAAAGACAUCCUCGUUCACCAGGUCCCCAACUCCAAGAAGCUCAGGCGGAAGGAGCAGCUAUGGGAGAAGCUGGCAAAGCAGGGCGAGCUGCCCCGGGAGGUGCGCAGGGCCCAGGCCCGGAUUCUCAACCCACCUGUGGCCAAGGUCAAGGCUGACCCCCAGGAUGCUGUUGAGCGGCCCUUCUACGAUCUCUGGGCCCCAGACAAUCCUCUGGACAGGCCAUUGGUUGACCAGGAUGAGUUUUUCCUGGAGCAGACCAAGAAGAAAGGAGUGAAGCGACCACCACGUCUCCACACCAAGCCCUCCCAGGCACCCGCUGUGGAGGUGAUGCCCGCUGGAGCCUCUUACAACCCAUCCUUUGAAGACCACCAGACCCUUCUCUCUGCAGCCCACGAGGUGGAGCUGCAGCGGCAGAAGGAGGUGGAGAAGCUGGAGCGGCAGCUGGCCCUGCCUGCUGGGGAGCAGGCUGCUACCCAGGAGUCUACAUUCCGGGAGCUAUGCCAGGGGCUAUUGGAGGAGUCUGACGAUGAGGGGGAGCCAGGCCAGAUGUGUGAGAGCCCUGAGGCUGGAGAAGCUGAGGCCUGUACCCCACCCAUCCGCCUAGCCACUGCUGAGAAGAAGACAGAGCAGCAGCGGCGGCGGGAGAAGGCCGCCCGCAGCCUACGGGCACAGCAGGCUGCAAUGCGAACUGCCCGGAUCCGGCACCAGGAGCUCUUCCGGCUACGAGGGAUCAAGGCCCAAGUGGCCCAGCGGCUGGAAGAGCUGGCGCUGCGGCGGAGGCGGCGGCAAGCCCAGCGGCUGGCUGAGGCCAACAAGCCCCACAGACUGGGGCGGCUCAAGUAUCAGGCUCCUGACAUUGAUGUGCAGCUUAGCUCGGAGCUAUCCGACUCGCUCAGGACCCUGAAGCCCGAGGGCAACAUCCUCUGUGACCGGUUCAAGAGUUUCCAGAGAAGGAAUAUGAUCGAACCUCGGGAAAGAGCCAAGUUCAAGCGCAAGUACAAAGUGAAGCUCGUGGAGAAGCGUGCAUUCCGGGAGAUCCAGUGAGUGGGACCCCCUUCCCUGCCAGGGUGGGCUGGGCUGGCUGUGACCAGCUCAAACUAAAGAAAGGACCCCUUCUCUUCUGUGACAUCCACCAGGUCCCUGGGUCUUUGCUAAACGCAGCAGUUUUGGCCAGCAAUUGAGCAUUGCUCCCUUGGCACAGCCUAGGUGACAGUCAGAUGCCCUGAACCCAGAAUUCGGGCUGGGGGGUCCCCAAAGGGAAACUGAAGGGCAGAGGGGAGUCAAGUGGCCAAGGACAUGGGUACUC